This is a messenger RNA of Bactrocera dorsalis (oriental fruit fly), 2674 nucleotides long. It is a transcript of the gene Cortactin, whose product is annotated as src substrate cortactin. Gene Ontology annotation, molecular function: actin filament binding. The transcript is spliced from 6 exons. The record is from RefSeq and is a predicted model, not a curated record. Bases 242 to 1987 code for a protein of 581 amino acids. Gene Ontology annotation, biological process: regulation of actin filament polymerization. NCBI's taxonomy places the organism in Eukaryota, Metazoa, Arthropoda, Insecta, Diptera, Tephritidae. Gene Ontology annotation, cellular component: plasma membrane; cortical actin cytoskeleton; actin filament.
AGGGAUUCGUUGAAGUAAGAAUACAAUUUUCUGAUUAUAAGUAGAACAAGUUGUUAAAAACGGGAAAUAAAGUGCAGCAAAUUAUUACAUAUUUAGAAAAUCCAAGAAAUUCCAAGCAAUCAAAUAUCAUAAAUCAGCCGUAGUCAACUAUUAAAAAAACCGGCUGACCACUCCCUGUAGAUAAAGAAUACGAAACAAGUUUGAUUACCCUUUUUGUUUUUCGCAGCAAAUUAUAAAGAAAAUGUGGAAAGCAACAGCUGGUCUGCAACUCCAAAACACUCAACCAGACGCUGAUGAUGAUUGGGAGACGGAUCCAGAUUUCGUAAACGAUGUCAGUGAACAAGAACAGCGAUGGGGAUCAAAGACCGUCGAGGGAAGCGGACGUACAGCCGGUGCUAUCGACAUGGAAAAAUUGCGUUUUGAAACCGAAAAAGCUGAUCAAGAUAAGAAGAAGAAAGAAUUAGAAGAGCAAAAUCCAGGUUACGGCUAUGGUGGAAAGUUUGGUGUGCAAAACGAUCGCAUGGAUAAAUCAGCAGUCGGACAUGACUACCGAGCAACAGUUGAGAAACAUGCUUCGCAAAAGGACUACAGCGAGGGUUUUGGUGGCAAAUUUGGCGUUCAGAAAGACCGCGUAGACAAGUCGGCAGCAGGUUGGGAUCAUAUUGAAAAGGUUGAAAAACAUGCCUCUCAGAAAGACUAUGCGACUGGAUUCGGUGGCAAAUUUGGCGUUCAAUCCGACAGGGUAGACAAAUCGGCUGUUGGAUGGGAUCACGUUGAGAAGGUUGAAAAACAUGAAUCACAGAAAGAUUAUUCAAAGGGAUUCGGUGGCAAAUUUGGUAUACAGGAAGAUCGCAAAGACAAAUCCGCCAUGGGUUGGGAUCAUAAAGAGGCACCACAAAAGCAUGAGAGUCAAAUUGAUCACAAAGUGGGUUUUGGUGGAAAAUUUGGUGUCCAAAGAGAUCGCAUGGAUAAAUCAGCUGCUGGUUUUGAUGAUAACGAAAAGCAACAGGUGGGAACCACAUACACUAAGGUAAAACCUAACAUUGAAGGUGCGAAGCCGUCCAAUUUGCGUGCGAAAUUUGAAAAUCUGGCCAAAAACUCUGAAGAAGAAACGCGUAAAAGGGCUGAGGAGCAAAAACGUUUGCGUGAAGAGAAAGAUCGUCGUGAUCGUGAAGAGGCAGCCAAAAAAACUGUUAUUGAAAAUACACCAUUACCGGCAGCUGAAGAAGCACGAGCUCCACCACCAAAAGGCAGUCGUUCGUCGAUUUCGACUGGUCGCGAAGGUGGUAUCAGUAAUGCUAUAAGUGCAUUCAAUCAAAUGCAAUCGCCGACAACAGAGAAUCCUCCAACAGUACGUAAAGAACCCAUAGUCAUACCUAAAGCUCAACCGGUCGAAAUAGUAAACCAAAUAGAAGAGAAACAACAAAGUCAACCAAUUAUGGAGGAUGUUAAGAAAAAUGUCACAAUAACUGCACCACCACCUGAUGUCAUACCAUCUAUUGAAAUAGAGACUGCAAUAACACCACCACAGUUAUCGUCACCAGAAUGUCCAACGCAAGAACCUGUUUACGAGAAUAGAAAAAGCAUCGAACAAAGACAACAGCAGCAGCAUGUACAACAAAAAUCGGUUCAACAACAACAACAAAGUUCGCAACAACAAUCACAAGUAGAAGAGAAAAGAGAAAACGAAGGUGCUGCACUCGACAAUGCAGUGGCCACUUCAGCUGCUCCUACUGCUGUUGCCACCACCGAUGAAGCAAUUUAUUCUAAUUCCGAUAAUUUAGCUGAUUACAUCGAAGAUACAGGCAUUCAUGCGAUUGCAUUGUAUGACUAUCAAGCUGCCGACGACGAUGAAAUAUCCUUCGACCCCGAUGAUACAAUUACUCAUAUCGAAAUGAUCGAUGAAGGCUGGUGGCGUGGUUUGUGCAAAAAUCGAUAUGGGCUGUUUCCAGCAAAUUAUGUGCAAUUGAUAAAUCAAAAAGCAUAAACAAGUUUAUGUUUUCUUCUACAUUUUUAUACCAUAAAACGAUCCGAAAUGAUUGACGAGAUACAUUUUUGCAAAAGAUGGUUUUGCAAUAGGUUAAGUUUUGUUAUAAAACUAAAUUAAAUGCUUCCUUAAAGGCUAAAAUAGUGUAGAGACACUGCAAAUAUGUUAAUAGUAGAUAUGGUUAAAAGUAAUAAUAAUAAUUUUUUAUGAAUCAUCCCUAACCAGUAUUUACCUCAAACACAUUAAAGCAACGAAUCGUUUAAAAGGAAUACACACAUUUUUUAUUCCUAGCUCAUAUUUAAUAAAUUUAAUUUAUUUAACUUUUACUCAACAUUCAAUUUAAUACAAUUUUCCACAAACAGACAAAUAAUUUUGUAAAUUUUUAAUUAAUUACCGGUAAUACAUAAAGGUAUUUUGAAUCAAGAAAAGUUUCCUGAAAUUUAUUAAAAUUUAAGGAGGUUGCAGUAAGCAAACAUUGCCAGUAGCAUUAACUCAGCAGAGCACAAUUUCGGGACAUUAAAUAGCUCAAUUGAUUAUUUAAAGAUUGUUAUACAUUAAUAAAAUGCAUUUUUAUAGACAUUGCAUUUGACAUUCUUCAUAUGUAUGUGUAUGUUUCUGGUUAAAGACUUAAAUGUUACAAGUAGUGUAUUUGUAUGAAAAAUAUAUAACAAAAUUACAAAACAUUCA